Molecule: messenger RNA, 664 nt
Organism: Cololabis saira (Pacific saury)
Lineage: Eukaryota; Metazoa; Chordata; Actinopteri; Beloniformes; Belonidae
Product: dynein light chain Tctex-type 5-B-like
Exons: 5
Coding region: 32-511 (159 amino acids)
Biological process (GO): microtubule-based movement
Cellular component (GO): cytoplasmic dynein complex; cytoplasm
Molecular function (GO): dynein intermediate chain binding
Source: RefSeq, a predicted model, not a curated record
UUCAGAGGAUACUGAAAACGGAGAAGCUGCGAUGUCUAAACUAGUUAAGGACGAGGUCCGGAGGAAAGACAAGAAUGGGAACCAGGACGAUGAGAGUCACGGAGCCAGAGGCAAAGAGAAGAAGAUAGAUGAACCAGAUCACCAUGACGACAGCAAGAAGGUGGAGAACACCUAUCAGUUGGGACCUUAUAAACGCUUCCCUGACGGUGCUGCCACAGAGAUACUGAGGGAUGUACUUACCAGUCACCUCCAAGAGGAGAAAUAUGAAGUUCAGCGAUCUCAAGAACUGAUAAUAACCCUCACUGGGAUAAUAAAAAGCCGUGUGAAGGAACUUGAGAUCCCCAGAUAUAAGAUUAUUGUUCUUAUGCACCUGGGCCAGCUGGCUGACCACGGCGUGCACAACACCAGCAGCUUUCUGUGGGACGCCGCUAACGACACCUUUGCAUCGUUCAGCUUCAAGAACAGCUCUCUGUUUUGUGUUGCAACUGUCUAUGCAGUGUACUACGAGUGACAGUGGAGACACUGAUGAAAACAAGGCUUGUUUUGAUACUGUUGUUCUCACAGUGCUUCUGCCAUUAACCAAUGCUGUACAUUUUAUAAUAAAUCUCAUUUUAUGUUGAGAUAAAAUUUGUGUGUUUUUUUUUUUUUUAAAUAUUGUUACCAU